AUGGCGGCCGGCGACGUGGGGAUGGUGGUGGUCGCCCCCGCCGCGUCGUUCCACCACACGCACCACCAUCACCACCACCACGACGCGGCCGCCGCGGCGGCUGCCUCCGACGCCAUCUUCCCGCUGCUCUCCGCGGGCCCCUGCGUGCUCGACCCCGAGGCGGCCAAGGCGGCCGCCGCCAGCGGCGGCAUCCAGUUCUGGCAGUCCGCGCAGCACCAUCAGCAGCAGCACUCGCCGUCGGCGGCGGGCGGCGGUGGCGGCAACCCUAACCCUAGCCCGGGCCCCUUCUACUUUAAGAAGCCCGUCCAGAUGCUCGACGCCGGCGGCGACGGGUCCUCCGGGUCGGGCACCACCACCUGCCAGGACUGCGGCAACCAGGCCAAGAAGGACUGCACCCACAGCCGGUGCCGCACCUGCUGCAAGAGCCGCGGCUUCGACUGCUCCACGCACGUCAAGAGCACCUGGGUCCCCGCCGCCCGCCGCCGCGAGCGCCAGCACCUCGGCGGCUCCGGCUCGUCCCCCGCCAACGCCUCCACCGCCGCCGGAUCGAAGAAGCCUCGCCUCCUCUCCUCCCAGCAGGCCACCACCUCGCACACCUCCACCUCCAACGCCACCACGCCGCGCAGCUACGACACCACCUCCAGCCAUCAAGACGCGUCGUUCAGGGGGUACCUGCCGCGGCAGGUGCGCGCGCCGGCGGUGUUCAGGUGCGUGCGCGUGACGUCCGUCGACGACGGCGAGGACGAGUACGCGUACCAGGCCACGGUGACCAUCAACGGCCACGUCUUCAAGGGCUUCCUCUACGACCAGGGCGUCGACGACGGCCGCGCCAGCAAUGACAUGGACUCGAGCACCGGCGGCGCCGUGCCCAACAUGUCCGAGCUCCACCUCGGGGGCGGCGGCGGCAAUGCCGCGAGGGGAGGUGGGGGGUCCUCCUCGAUGGCGCCCUCCGACAUGUACGGCGGCGGUGGCGCCGGAGGAGCAGGCGGAGGGGGAGGAGGCCAGCAGCACAUACUUGGCGGCGGGUCCAGCUAUGGUAACACCAUGAACUGA
Molecule: messenger RNA, 1053 nt
Organism: Triticum turgidum subsp. durum (durum wheat)
Lineage: Eukaryota; Viridiplantae; Streptophyta; Magnoliopsida; Poales; Poaceae
Source: the annotation of a GenBank genome assembly